Quercus lobata is the source of this 1084-nucleotide messenger RNA. Its product is annotated as Gag-Pol polyprotein/retrotransposon. Bases 45 to 716 code for a protein of 223 amino acids. The transcript is spliced from 9 exons. Lineage: Eukaryota; Viridiplantae; Streptophyta; Magnoliopsida; Fagales; Fagaceae. The record is from RefSeq and is a predicted model, not a curated record.
CACACACACACACACACACACAAUCUCUCUCUCCCCUCAAUCUCAUGUCUGCUUCAGCUUCACUCAAGCUGACCGCUCACCCUUCACUCCUCUUGCGUCACCACCCGGGUUUCGCCGAUGAGUUUUCCAUAGUGACUAGAAUUCCAAGGCCUUCCCGGCUCUUUUGCUUGCAAAAAUCGAAGUACUCAUCGCUCAAUCUCAACCGUUCAUCAUCACCCUCCAUUUCCACAGCCUGCUCAAUCAAUGGUGAUAGCCCUGCUUAUGGUGUAUCAGAUCCACCCAACAAUGAAGGUUCCAAGGAAGGAAAUGAAAGUAGUCAAGGAGGAUCAUUCUCAUCCAAUGUGAUAUUGAGGAAAUUAAAGAGAUAUGGAAUUUCGGGAAUAUUGUCCUAUGGGCUGUUGAAUACUGCCUACUAUCUUACAACAUUUCUCUUGGUUUGGUUUUAUGUUGCUCCUGUACCUGGAAGGAUGGGUUAUCUUGCUGCUGUUGAAAGAUUCCUCAAAGUAAUGGCCAUGGUGUGGGCCGGAAGCCAAGUUACUAAGCUUAUAAGAGCUGGCGGAGCGCUUGCCCUUGCACCUUUUGUAGACAGAGGAUUGUCAUGGUUCACUGUGAAAUUUAAGUUUGAGUCUCAGGGGAAGGCUUUCAUGGCAAUUGUUGGGUUCUGUUUUGCGCUGGCUAUCAUCCUAUUUUUGGUUGUGACAUUGCUUUGGGUCUGAAGCUAUUCCUCUUGUUUGUUCUUGCCUGGCUAAAGACAACAGAGCCUUCUCUAGUUCUCUUAAAUAUUUUCAUUUUUGUUUUUCCUUUAAAAUCACACCAUCUAUAUGUAGUUCAUGUCCCAAUUAGUUUUCUUUAUCAUUAUUUGCUGCUGUUGCAGAAUAAAUUCAACCUCUUGUUAAAUCAAAUUUUGUUGUUCAGCGUAGAUUUUGUGGCAAAAAAAGAUACCAUACAACUAUAGAUAUGAGUAUGUUGUCAUAAAUGAGUACACUACAAUGUACGAUGGUGUCCGAAAACCUCAGGAAAGUGAUUUUCCCUUGUCUUUUGAUGAUGCAUUAAAAAUGUUCUUAAAGCCUGAAGACAUUUACUA